AUGCUGGCCUCGGGGUUGGUCGGGGGGGCCCUGAGGCUUCUCUUGGUGGGUGAUGGCGCGGCCUUCAACGUCUCUGCCCCCCCCCUCCUCCACAUUUAUGACCCAUCGGUUGGGUCCUUCCUCUGCUCUAUGAACCAAUACCAUCUGUUGAUUGGAUCCCUCCUGUCCCCUGCCUCCCUCCUCUGGGUGUGGAGGACCUGGGCUUAUGUUCUUACUCUCAAAGGAGCAAUUAUGUAUACAGUUUUGUUUGUUCCAAAAAAAGUGGGGUCCAGCUGUUGGGUUGGGGGUUCUGCAGCCUCUGCCCCCACCCACGCUCGCCCGUGA
Messenger RNA from Knipowitschia caucasica, 324 nucleotides. NCBI's taxonomy places the organism in Eukaryota, Metazoa, Chordata, Actinopteri, Gobiiformes, Gobiidae. The record is from the annotation of a GenBank genome assembly.